AUGUUUGGGGUAUUUGUGAGAAGUGCGCUGCGGCCCAGUGUUGUGAAGCAAUGCCACAUUGUGAGACCUAUCACACAGCUUUCAGAAAGGUCUGCCGCUCACCAAGACGGAUUGCCAAAGCUACCAGUGCCACCUCUCAAACAGACCUGUGAGCGCUACCUCACCUCUUUGGAGCCGAUAGUGAGUGAAGAAGAACUGGCUCACACUCGCGAACUCAUCGAUGAACUGCUGAAAGGUGGUGUUGGUGAGCGUAUACAAAAAGGUCUGGAGAGGCGAGCAAGGAAAACAGAAAACUGGCUUUCAGAAUGGUGGAAGCAGUCAGCUUAUCUCGACUGUCGAAUGCCGGUGGCAGUAUACACCAGUCCUGGUAUUGUACUUCCCCGGAUGCAUUUCCAAGAUCGGCAAGGACAAAUGAGGUUUGCUGCCAAACUUAUAGCUGGAGUUCUUGAAUUCAAAAAUAUGAUUGACACAAACACAGUGCCCAUAGAAUAUUUGAGCAAUAAACCUCUAUGCAUGGAUCAGUAUUAUCAGAUCCUGUCAUCUUGCCGGAUACCAGGACCAAAGCGAGACACUGUUGUCAAUUAUGCCAGCGGAAAUAGUACGCCCCCUACACAUAUCACUGUGGUGCACAAUUUCCAGUUCUUUGUGUUGGAUGUGUACAACAGCGAUGGCACCCCUCUGACAGUGGACCAGAUUUAUAUGCAGCUGGAAAAAAUCUGGAACUCUUCCUUACAGACAAAUAAGGAACCCAUUGGUAUCCUAACAUCACAGCACCGCAACACCUGGGGAAAAGCCUAUAAUAAUCUUGUUAAAGAUAAGACAAACAAGGAAUCUGUUCGUGCCAUCGAAAAGAGCAUCUUCACAGUUUGUUUGGACGCCCCAAAUCCUCGCGUGUCGGACGAGCUCUAUUUAAGCAGGGUAGCUGCGCAGAUGUUGCAUGGAGGAGGGGCCCGGUGGAACAGUGGCAAUCGAUGGUUUGAUAAAACAUUGCAGUUCAUAGUGGGGGAAGACGGCACAUGUGGACUUGUAUAUGAACAUGCUCCGGCAGAAGGGCCACCAGUUAUUUAUCUCAUUGAUUAUGUUGUUAAAUACAUGCAGAAGAGUGAAUUUGUUCGAUCCCCUAUGGUGCCUCUGUCAAUGCCUCAGAAACUACGUUUUAACAUCACAUCAGAGGUCAAAAGAGACAUUGAGAAAGCCAAACAAAACAUGAAUAUGAUGGUUCAUGACCUGGAUGUAAAGGUAGUACUCUUUUCUCAUUUUGGAAAAAAAAUGCCAAAGCAACAUCACCUAAGUCCAGAUGGGUUUAUACAAAUGGCUUUGCAACUGGCCUAUUUUAGGAUGUACAAGAUUUGCUGCUCCACUUAUGAGAGUGCAUCUUUACGAAUGUUUAAAUUAGGACGAACAGAAGGUGUCCGUGUAACUACUAUGGAUUCUUUACGGUUUGUUCAGGCCAUGGCAGACCCAUCCACUCAGAGCACAGACCGACGGACACUGCUGCAGAAGGCUAUCCAGACUCACAGACAAAAUACAUACAAUGCCAUCCAUGGGCAAGGCAUCGAUAGACAUUUACUUGGAUUGAAAAUCCAGAGUAUUGAGGAUCUUACAUCAAUGCCAGAGUUAUUCAUGGACACUUCUUAUGCUGUAGCACAACAUUAUCAUAUCUAUACCAGUCAGGUUGGCUCUAAGACAGACUGCGUGAUGUGCUUUGGUCCGAUGGUGCCAGAUGGCUAUGGAGUGUGUUACAAUCCCAUGGAUGAGCACAUCAACAUCGCCAUCACAGCCUUCAACAGCUGUGAGGACACCAAUGCUGCCAAGUUUGCCCGGGCCAUAGAAGAGGCUCUGUUGGACAUGAGAGCCCUUCUGGAGGAUGCUGUUUGA
Molecule: messenger RNA, 1878 nt
Organism: Knipowitschia caucasica
Lineage: Eukaryota; Metazoa; Chordata; Actinopteri; Gobiiformes; Gobiidae
Source: the annotation of a GenBank genome assembly